This is a messenger RNA of Stegostoma tigrinum, 2050 nucleotides long. RefSeq names its product spermatogenesis associated 2-like (gene spata2l). Gene Ontology annotation, cellular component: cytoplasm. The record is from RefSeq and is a predicted model, not a curated record. The transcript has 4 exons. The coding region runs from base 447 to 1763 and encodes 438 amino acids. Lineage: Eukaryota; Metazoa; Chordata; Chondrichthyes; Orectolobiformes; Stegostomatidae.
UGGACUUGUCUGUAUCACAUGCUGAACGGGAAGUGACAACUUCAACAAGAUCUGUCUUUGCAUGUUAAAUUAGAUACGAAUUGCAGUGGGUUAUUUUGUGUUCUUCAUCUGACGUCCAAACGUUUUCCCGGUGAUUUUACAGAUUGGCGUAGACAUCGAGGGCUUUUUUUAAACUUCAUUCACUCUUGGAUCGCUACCUGAUAAAGAUAUCUUCUGCAUGACCACCCAUUGUGUACAAUAUCGUACUGACUUGCUGUAUGUCUGGCUUUGCAGCAAGACUGGAUGUAAUGAUACCUUGAAAAUCUUCAGCAUCAAUUCACCCCAUGCAUCAACUUGAUUGACACUUGAAACCUGCUUAGGAGAGCUUUCUAUAUUCAUUCAUUCACUGUCAGCAUAUAAUAACCCUGCUCUUGUUGUGCUGCUAAAGAAUAUUUAGUCUGCUGAGAAUGAACACUGGAUUUAGAAAUAUUUUUGAUCAAUAUAAGAAGCUGUAUGAAGAUGGUUCUUCAGGGCAAAAUACGACCUGCCAUGAUGAAGAAUUAAAAGAAUUGGUCAAACAGAAGUUAAUAGAAAGGGCUGCAGAUUUAGCCCAUCUCCCACAGGAUGAUAUGGUUGAAAUUAUUUCCAAGUCUUUGCACAAGACAAUGAAUUACACAAGUACAUUAAAGUUGCUGAUUGGGGCUUUUGAAUUACUGGAGUUAGCCGCUGUCAACCUCUUCCUGUACCCAUGGAGAAAUGAGUUCAAAACAAUUAAAAUGUUUUCAGGAGCGUAUGUGUACUACCUAAAACCUGCAAUCUGUAAUGAAGACCUGAUAAGAUUCUUUAAGAAAAUGGGCUAUACAUUAAAGGAUAACCUCCAGCUAGAAAUUAAAGACCUACCGCAUUCUUUGGAAUUGAUCAGGCUGGCGUUUGAAUUCUUUGUUACAAGGAUUGAAUGUGAAAUCUUGUUGGAAAUUGUAGACAAGUUGGAGCACUACAAAGUUUCAGUUGACGAAUUGCUUCAAGAAAGGAAAUUGAUGGAAAGCAUUGAUAUUUGUGUGAAUAAACUGAAGUGCCUUCCUGCUGCUGACAGAAACCCAAGAGAAAACCUACUUAGAAAGACACUUUCCACUGAAGAUAGUGUUGGCAAGGACUUAAGAGGGAUUUCUAGUAUAAGAAGUCAAGCCAGUUCUCACUCCCAGAGGGAGUAUGAUGGAAAUGCAACCCAUUCACCAACAUGGAAGUCAGUGUGGCCUGCUCCUGAAUGCCAAUGCAAGAAUGAUGAUUAUAACAAACACUUUGCUGGAAUCCCUGAUACUAAUUGUGCUCCUUCAAUGAACCAAGACCCUGUGAAAGAUGGAUGUGCAUUUAACUCCUAUACAGAUAGAGAUAGGAAAAUGGUAUUAUUGGAAAACAUUGAUGCUAAGAACUACAAACGGCAUUGCUGCCUUGGUAAUGGUGAAUCUGUUCACUUCUGUUGUGAAACAUGUCUCUUGUUACACACUAUUAUGUGUGAAGCUGUUGAAAACUGUACCAGUCAUGGUCAUUCCUUUACAUUUUUUGGCGCUCAGAGCUCAACAUGUUUGCCAAAAGCUGAAGCUUCUAAUAGUGACCUAAAACGGCUAUCGUAUGCAGACAUAGUAAAAACAGACUCAAACUGUGGUAUUUGUCGACGUGCGUCUGUAGGGUUUCUUUGUGAAUGUGGUAUGCGUGUGUGUAGUUACUGUGGUUAUGAAAAUAUUUUGCUCUGCAAUAUCUGUGGCAAUAAAAUUUCAAAAGCUUGAAUCCUAAUUUCAAAAGCAACCAAACCUGGAAUUUAAUAGUGUAAAUGAAUCUUCAUCCAAUUGUAUGUGAUGGGUUGGUAAAAUUGUGGUUUAUUUUGUAAAAGCUACAUUUAACAUAAUUUUCCUUACUUAGAAUAUCAAUUUUUGCUUAAGGAAAUAACCAAAGAAUUAUGUUGUUGUAAAUCAAAUGCUCUACUUAAGUAUGCACAGUAUUGUCAUUUUAUUGAAAGUCAUUUUGAUGCAAGCUGAUUUUGUUUUUGGUAUGUGUAGAACUUUUUUUUUAAAUU